Rodentolepis nana is the source of this 885-nucleotide messenger RNA. The record is from the annotation of a GenBank genome assembly. Lineage: Eukaryota; Metazoa; Platyhelminthes; Cestoda; Cyclophyllidea; Hymenolepididae.
UUGCCUAUUAAAUUAUCUGAUUUCAGAUUAUAUAUUAGUGUGAAUAGUAGGUUCAGGAAUAUAAUCAAUUAUUUAUGCUGUAAUAGAGAAUUCUCCAAAGAACGGGAAAAGGCUAAGAAGAGAGGGAAAUAUCAAAAGGCAAGAGAGCAAAUGCAGUUUGCUGAGGAUGUUCAGGGAUAUUUAGAUUGGAUUGGUGCAGCAGAAGACCUCAGUGAUGAUGAAGACAACGCCAAUCGAUUAGAUGUGAAGGAAAAACGUGAGGCUCUCUUUUAUGUCAACUACUUAAGAUUCAACUUCUGCGGUCUUUGUCGACGAAGUCAGGGACCUGAAGAUGACGAUGACGAUUCAGAUCGUGGUGAUGAUGUUGACUAUCGAACUCAAUCGAGUCAGCAGAAACAAUAUUUCUUUUGCUUUCCAAUUAGAGGUCGACGGUCUCGACGGCUAAAUCGAAGAUGCAGAAGAUCCUGUCGACGAAUGGUGAAAUCUCAAGCCUUCUACUGGACAGUUGUUGUUCUUGUCUUCCUAAACACUGGUGUUCUAACUUCAGAGCACUACGGUCAACCGAAAUGGCUUGAUCACUUUCAAAACUAUGCCAAUAUCGUAUUUGUGGUUCUCUUUACCAUCGAAAUGCUGCUCAAAAUGUACAGUUUAGGAGUGCGAUGCUACUUCGACUACAUGUUCAACCGAUUUGAUUGCUUUGUGGUCAUUUGCAGUAUUCUUGAAAUUACUUUCAUUAUGACCGGUUUAAUGCCUCCUCUUGGUGUUUCCGUGUUUCGAUGCGCGCGACUUUUACGGGUCUUCAAAGUCACUAGACCAGUGCCAAAACCGCUGAGCUACGGAGACCGAGCAAGCUGUCAAACUACACCACAAACACCCUCAAUUUAA